ACACAUCAACAUCGUUUCAUUUUUAUGCUGUUUAAAACUGCGCAAGAAACACUGCCGGGCGAUAUUCAGACGUUCAUACGGAUCGCGGAACUCUUGUCUGUUUCGUCAGCUCCGGCGGAACAAAAACUCGGACGGACGGCUUCCGGUCUGCCGCUUUACAGCACGUGCAAUUGGGAAAACAUACACAGGUUCUUUUCAGACAUGCCUAAAGCACAGAAAGGGAAAGUAGUGGAGAAGAAGAAGGUGAUCCAUCCGUACAGCAGAAAGGCUGGAUACCUGGCAAGAGAAGCGGCCAAGCAGGAGAGGAAGGACAGGCAGAAAAAUGAAAAAGCUUUGAAGCUGGAUGUAAUAGGUAAAAAGCUGCUCUGGUUCCAAGACCAGCUGGACCCCAGUAAGGCAGAGUAUACAAAGCAAGAUGCUUGUGAGCUGAUUGAACGCUACUUGCAUCGUUUCGACUCUGAGCUGGAACAGAUUGAGUUGGCGAAUAGCAUUAAGGGCAGGAAGGGGAGACUACACGGCUCCAGGGAGAACGUCAUCAAACAGACGAUUGAACGAGAAAGGGCCCUCUACGAGGGCAGCGGUUUUGAAAUUCCCGAUAUUAUCAAUACAAAACAUCUCCGUACAUUCAGGGAAUGGACGGGUGAUCUGAAGAAAUUGCCGAAUAUUAAAAUGCGGAAAUUAUCUUCAGAAAGUUUAACAGGUACACAGAAGGACGCUGAGGAAAGCCUUCCAGAAGACAUGGAAGAGGACACUACUGGUGGUGGUUCAGAUGUAGAGUCUGAAGAAAGCAGCGUCUCCCCUGGGAAAGCUGCGGAAGACAAUAGCUAGCCAACUGUUUGGAUUGUCUUUGCCGGAGGCAGUCUGCAGAAACCCUUUAGAGAUUUAUAUCUAAUUCCACUUUACUGUUUGUAUUUGCUGUUACUAAAGAUAAAAAUACAUAACCCAAUUUCUAACGGAUUUCUAACAGAUCAUAGUUUUUCUUUCCUCAUGUGACUAAGGGGUUGUAUUUCUACGGUUAUAACGUCUCGAAAGCACACCUGUGAUUCUGCAUCUGUCCAGCAAGGUCCAGGUUUACAGUUGUGCAAUUUAUAGGGGACAAAUGUUUAUUCUUUUCAUGAUAAAUGCAACAUAGGGUGCUUUAAAAAGCACUCAGUAUUUGUGAUUGUAAUGUGCUCAUCAGAGCACAACAGUGAUAAAUACACUGGGUAUUGAGCCUAUACUUGGGUUCUUGUCAUUUUUUUUUUUUAAUAUCUCCUACUAAACGUGAGAAAUAUCCCUAGUAUGUUCACCGAGCCCCCCAGGCAUCUUCGCUGUUUUUUUCCAUUUGUCCGUGCUCUGUAUUGACCUUGUGUCGUCUUAAGACAGGUCAAUAGAAAUUCGUUAUUGUGAAGCUUUUUUACCUCAGUGAAAUUGACUUUUGGAGCGAUGGCCUCCAACAACGAUAAAAAACGUCUACAUCGAUGAAAUUCCUUGAUUUAGUAGCCUUACCUUUGUAUGGCUGUCCAAAUCCUGUACAUCAGUUUAUAGUAGGGCAAUAGGAAAUGCCAGCCAUAGGACAUUUUUAAAAUGGCCAAAGUCACUUUCACUGUGAAUAAAUGUAAUGAAUGGAACUUUAAUCCUACUGCAUGUGAUGUUUGAAAAUAUAUAUUUUAAUAUAAG
Messenger RNA from Scleropages formosus (Asian bonytongue), 1659 nucleotides. It is a transcript of the gene tma16, whose product is annotated as translation machinery associated 16 homolog. The record is from RefSeq and is a predicted model, not a curated record. The transcript has 7 exons. Gene Ontology annotation, cellular component: nucleus. NCBI's taxonomy places the organism in Eukaryota, Metazoa, Chordata, Actinopteri, Osteoglossiformes, Osteoglossidae. The coding region runs from base 25 to 828 and encodes 267 amino acids.